Molecule: messenger RNA, 1782 nt
Organism: Astrephomene gubernaculifera
Lineage: Eukaryota; Viridiplantae; Chlorophyta; Chlorophyceae; Chlamydomonadales; Astrephomenaceae
Source: the annotation of a GenBank genome assembly
AGGUGGAGGCAAUGGUGGUGGCGGUGCGGCGGGGGCUGCAGGUGGGGUUGGGUUGGGUUGGGUGGGGUUGCUGUUCAGGCUGUAGUUCUUAAAACCAGGAUGUCUACCAGUUCCAUCAGGAGUUGUAGCAGAUGCUGUGGGGGGUGAAAGGAUGUGUUAGGGCCCAUGGGUCGCGCGACACAGCCCACGUGCUGUUGGUAACCACUACCGUACUGCCGUACUACCGGAAUGCGAAAGUACGGCAGCAAGAUCGCCAGCAACCAUGGAACCGCCACCCUUCCUUGCUACCCCACACCCAUUCCUAACCCUCCCGACUUCUCCUUCCUGCCCCAUCAACCAACACCACCCUCCACCGCUUCUAACACACGCACAGCCGCCCCCGCCUCGACCGCCCCUCCGGGUGUGCUCGGACCACCACCGCCACCACCGCCACCGCCGGCGCCGCAGCGCCAGACACCGCCCUACCCCGCCACUGCUCCCGCCGAUCUCAGUCCCUUCGGAGCAGUAAUCGCUGAAGAGACAGCAGCAGCAGCGACGGCAGCAGCGGGCAGCGGUGCCGCUGCUGCUGCUGCCGCCAAGGGUGCUGUGGAGGGUAGCUACGAUAAUGCUGAGGAAGAAGAGGGUGAAGAGGAGGAGGAGCUGAGCCGCAGAAGUCCCUUCAGAACGGCGGUGCAUGGUAUGAUACCGGCGCAUAUAGACGACAUGGGCGGCACAGGCGGCGUUGAGGGUGGCGGUGACGGCGACGUCAUCGGGCGAGAUCCUUCGGGUCUGCUCCGCCGCUCUACCCUGCGUCACCAACGGUCAGCCCGAGGCUACCAACUGAACUUCCUGCAGCUCCCUAGCUUCACACUUCGUCGCCGAAACGUUGCUGGUGGUGCUGGUGCUGCUGGUGGCGGCGGCGGCGGGCUACACCACCCUAGCAUCGGCGGCGGCAGCAGCAGCGCGUACGGCAUGCCGUCGCAAAGCACACUGAUCAGACGCCGCAGUACGGCGCUGGCGGCGGCGUGGCAGGCGGAGCAGGCGAGGCGGCAGCAGGCGGCGGCGGCGGCGAGGGGAGCGAACGGGGAGGCAGGACGGGGAGCGAACGGGGGCGCUGCUGCUGCGGUGGCAGACAAUCAGGACGAGGGCGCUAGGUCGGAGCUCCCCCCGCUACCUCCCCGCCCCUCCCUUGCGCAAUGGAGACAUCAGCAGCAGCAGCCGGCGACAUCAGCAGCAGCAGCAGCGGCAGCAGCAGCUCCCGAAGAGAUCCCUGCCCAGCAACGCCCCAGGAAUGGCAGUGCCGUCAACGGCGGCAGCGGCGGCGGCGGCGGCAACGGCAAAGAUGUUGUCCGCCGGGCUUCCCACAUGCUGAUGUCCGCAGCGGGCGGCAACGGUGGCAGCAGCAGCAGCACCAUGACGAGCAUGAGGCACCAGGAUUCUUCGAGGCGCAUGGAUCUGGAUUCCGCAAUGCUGGAUCUGGAAUUGCCAUACGAACUCCGGGCGCUGGAGGCUGGGCUGUGGGAGGCCGUACGGCUGCUGGAUGCGCAGGUAGCCUGGCUGGAGGCGCAUGUGCCGUACAUCGCGGACGACCUGGCUCGCGGCGUGAGUCCUGCGCGGCUGGAGCGGGUGCGUGAGGCCAAGCGGGCGAUCAAGGCGGUGGGCGGGCGGUGCAGGCGGCUGGCCACCACGCUGCGGGGCAUCCUGGCGCCAGCAGCUCCAAUGAAGAAGGCGGCGGCGGCGGCGGAGGCGCCGGCGGAGGCGACGGGUGGCCGAAUGGACUGCCGUACGGCGGCGGCGGCGGAG